Messenger RNA from Phodopus roborovskii (desert hamster), 2336 nucleotides. RefSeq names its product leucine rich repeat containing 74B (gene Lrrc74b). The record is from RefSeq and is a predicted model, not a curated record. Gene Ontology annotation, molecular function: protein binding. Lineage: Eukaryota; Metazoa; Chordata; Mammalia; Rodentia; Cricetidae.
AUGCACUCUCAGUCUCUGUGCCCUGACUGGAAAGUGAGAGUAAACAAGAAGGGUCCCUGCAAGGCGUCUACGGAGAGUGAAGAUCGAGAAGAAGCAGCAGUCACUGAGCAUCAGAUAGAGGCCCUGGAGGCCAGGAACUUCUGGACCACAGAUUCACACUUUGCUCUGGAAACAGAAGGCACCCGUAGUCUUGGAAAACUGGUCAUGGCUACCCUCUAUCUGGAGUCUUGCCAGGCCCUUAGUGUUGUGCCAGCUUCUUGUCUUCUGCACCAAGGGCGUGCCUCUGAAUUGAGCCUUCGGCACCGUGGCCUUGGGCCCCAGGGGGCCCGUGCUCUGGCUUCCAUGUUGACCUCUAAUGUCUACAUCAAGCGUCUGGAUCUUCGGGACAAUGGGCUCUGUAGGGCCGGGGCGGAGGCUCUAGCUGACGUCCUAUGUAAGAACAGCAUUAUCUCUGAUGUGGACUUGUCAGAGAACCAGAUUGGAGCUCCAGGGCUCCAGGCAAUCUGUGCUGCCCUUGCCUUAAACCCAGCUGUGCAGAAGAUGCAACUUGGAGGAAACAGGCUGGAGGAAAAGGCCGCCCAGCACCUCGCUGCUCUUCUGGUGUGUCACACGAGCCUAAAAUCCCUAGACCUCAGCUAUAAUCAGCUCAAUGACCUGGCAGGAGAGACGCUUGGACCUGCCUUGGCAGAAAACACAGGACUUACAGAGCUUAACCUCAGUUGGAAUCACCUUCGAGGCACAGGAGCCAUUGCACUUGCCAAGGGAUUAGAGGCAAAUAUAUUCUUGAAAGUCCUAGAUAUCUCUCAUAAUGGCUUUGGAGAUUCUGGAGCCUCUUCAAUAGGUGAGGCCCUCAAGGCCAACAACGUGUUGGAAGAACUGAAUAUGAGAAACAACCGAAUCUCCAUGACAGGGGCCUUGAAGUUGGGGCUGGGUCUGCAAGUCAACCAGACACUUCGGAUUCUUAUUAUUUCCAAGAAUCCCAUUCGAAGUGAAGGAUAUAUCAGUCUCCUUAAGUCUGUCCAGAACAACACUUCAUCUGCCCUGGAGUUACUGGACAUCUCUGAGAUCCAAGUGAACAGAGAGUGUGAUGACCUGGCCAACUCAGUGAAUGCAAUUCUUCCAGGACUUUGUAUAAAGAAUAACACUUCCAGAAGAAAAGACGGACUCUGGUCUGGUCUCUAGUUUGCCAUUCUAAUGUCCACACUGCUGCCCAUUCAAUAUACAGCAUGCUCUUCUGCAUCUGCCAUAAUCUGUGCUUCAUUUCCUAUGGCUCAUUCAUCCAACUAAAAAAACUUCCCAUGAACAAAUGGACACAAGGACAAUGAUAUCUCUGUCAUCCAGGUGUUCAUGUUUUGGUGACCCUGUUAGACAAAAUAUAAGGAGAGAUGCAGAUGAAAUUCCCAAGCUCUUGCAAGAAGGCAAACAGUCACAACCCAUUGGAAGGUAACUGUUCAUCAUGUUCCAAACAGUAAAAUCACCAUGUGCUUCCAUCUAGCUAACUGACUAAUCUGCACUACAGAAAUAACCAGAGCUGCAUAGAAAAACUGCUGCUGACUGACCAGGCAGUGUAACUCGGUAGAGUGUUUGCUUAGCAUACAGAAAACCCUGGCUUUGAUUCCACAGCACCAGGUAAAGAAGUGCAAUCCCGCAUGCCUGCAGUUCAAGCACUCCAGAAGUGUAGGCAGGAGAAAAAGAAGUUCAAAGCCAUCCUCCACAACCUGGUCGAGUUUGAGGAUAGCCUGGGCUACAGAAGACCCUGUCUCAAAAAAGAAAAGUAAAAAAGCUAUCUGUAGAGCUGGUGUUAAAUGUCUGUGAUUUUGGCUUUGGGAGAUUGAGUCAGAGACAUAGUGAUUUAAGACCAGUCUGGGUUACAUAGCAGGAAUCUGCAUAAGAAGGACUGAUGCUUGAAGACACUCACCAAAGCCAGCUUUCUGUAGUGAUGGAAACUGGAAACAGGUGAAAUGCUCAGUAACUAAGGUCUGGGACUCUGCCAAUGUUCAGAGCCAGUGAUCCAAGAAAAGGAUAAUUCAUGAUGACAAACACAAUUAACAGGGGUGAGAAUAUCAGGGUCAUGUGGUUUUCUGCUAGUUCCCCAAAAAGUCAAUUAGUGUUACCAUCCAUUGAAAUAUUAAUGUUUUCAAGAGAAAUGAUAACACAUCACACAAAACCUUGUGAGUGGAAGCCAAGACAACAGGUCAGAAGGUGAAGAUACUUGCUACCAAGCAUGACCAGAGUUUGAGCCCCAGACCCCACCCAUGUGCUGUGGCAUGUGUGCCCUUCUGCACACAUAAAUAAAUAAAUGUGAUGAAAAUAAUUUAAUAAACAUCUCACAAUUG